AUGUUCUCCAAAUGUCCCCUACUUACUGCCCUCUGUGCGGAGGAGGUGCAGGGAGUGAAGGUGCACGCCUCAGUGCUCGACAGUGGCACUGACUGGCACUGCUCCCCCUCCUGCGCCAAGGUGGCGGCGGAGCUGAAGGGCAUGGAGGGCAAGAGAGGGGAGAUCCCCGAUGGCACUCCCUUCUCCAUAGAGCUCGCCCCAUACAAUGAGAGCGACCGAGGUGAUUCGCACAAGGGACAAGGGGCGUGCAGGGGUGCGAGUGGGUGGGAGGAGGAGGAGUGGGGGUCACUGGAAGGCGCCCGGCAAUCCAUAGCAGCAGCACUCAAGGUAUGGCUUCCCUGCCCUCCCUCCGCGGCUCCUCCUUCCCUUCUUUCCCCCUACCUUCUCUUUCAUACCCUCCCUCUCUUCGUCUCCCACAACCUCGCUCUCGUUGUCUUCCGUGUCCCAUCCGCUGUUUCCCUCUAG
This is a messenger RNA of Closterium sp. Naga37s-1, 465 nucleotides long. NCBI's taxonomy places the organism in Eukaryota, Viridiplantae, Streptophyta, Zygnematophyceae, Desmidiales, Closteriaceae. The record is from the annotation of a GenBank genome assembly.